Molecule: messenger RNA, 1151 nt
Organism: Linderina pennispora
Lineage: Eukaryota; Fungi; Kickxellomycota; Kickxellomycetes; Kickxellales; Kickxellaceae
Exons: 1
Coding region: 24-1151 (375 amino acids)
Source: RefSeq, a predicted model, not a curated record
CCCCUUUCUUUUUCACACACAGAAUGUCAGACAACUGGGACCGCUACUACUCACCGACAUCUGUGGCAGAGAUGCCAGUGUUUUACACUGCACUCGCUGUCAGCCUGACCAAUAUCCCGAUUAUCGGAUAUGCGAUAUACAAUCGUGACUACUUGCCAAUUAAGAGCAAGAACGUGUGGAUUGUGGCCGGGAUUGGGCUUGGCAGCACGAUCUUCAACGUGUCGUUCAACAUCCUCAACGGAAUGAUGGGAUUUGAAGGCGUGCUCGGCUAUUGCCGGUUCUGGACAGCGUGGAUGAUGAGCACACUGGGGCUUGGUUUGUUCCUGAGCCCAAUGAACAUGCGGCUGAUCAUCUACUACCGUGUGUUUGUGACACGGCGGACGCACAGCUACACGCACUUCACCGUGGCCAAGUUCCUAAGGCGGUACUGGCCGUUAUUCGUGCUAUGGAUGCCAGUAGUGGCAUCGAGCAUUGUGGCAUCGGUGCUGCCGGCGCAUAAGACAGUGCAGCUGGUUGUGGAUCACGGACUAAACACCUGCCACAACAACUUUAGUUUCCUGUAUUUUAUCUUUGCCUACUUUGCGGCACAGGUGCUUGUGGCGUGGGGACUGUACUUGCGUAUGCGCAAGAUUGCCAAGGCGUUCAACGAGUUCCGGCUGGCACUGUGGACAUUGCUCAUUUUCACCGCGAUUUUUGUGCUUAAUCUGGCGGUUAUGUUAGCACAGGGCACGGUAUAUCCGUGGGGACGGAUCUUCCUCGCUUUUGCCAACAUGGUGCUCUUCAACUCGUAUUUUUGGACGAUUCUGGGCCCGCCAAUCUACGGGCACAUUUUCAGACGCGAGGCUACGUUGCGGCGGUUCAUGGAUGAUAUGCACGAGGACGGGAUUCUGGCACAGCAAGCCCAUAUUGGAAGCGCACACAAGCAUCUGUAUGGUGUUGAGGAUGGCACCAAUUCGUACGUCAAGCAGUCGGAUCUCGGCACCAGUGCGCAUGCACCGUAUAGCCAGAUGCCUACUGCAGUUAACCCUAUGGAGAGCAGCACCGGUACUGACCAGUACUCGCCGUAUAUGCAGCGCCUGGCAAGUACCAGCACCACUAGCAUCUCCACGGUUGAUGCGGCGGCCCAAAGCCGAGGCCGGCUGAUCCUCUGA